AUGGACGCCGGUCACAUCAUCUUAGGGCGGCCUUGGCAGUCUGAUAGGCUUGUGAUCCAUGAUGGAUUCACAAACCGCUACACUCUCCUUCAUGAGGGCCGUAAAACUACUUUGAUUCCCUUAAGCCCACAAAAAGUCUAUGAAGAUCAGUUACAACUUGCUGGAAAAGAAGUCAAGCCACCUAAACCACCUAAGCAAAAGAACUUCCUGGUGAAGCCAAAACAGGUUAAACGUUCCUUGAACUUAAACAAACCUUUUCUCUUAUUCAUAUAUAAGGAACAUUUGAUUGGCUUGACUCACACUCCACCGGAGAUUCCGAGUGAACUAGCUCAAAUUUUGCAGGACUUUAGCGAUGUUUUUCCAGAUGAUAGUCCACCAGGCUUGCCUCCUGUCCGAGGUAUUGAGCACCAGAUUGACUUUGUCCCCGGCUCCACUUUACCAAACAGGCCGGCUUACAGAACCAAUCCGGUUGAGACCAAGGAGCUUCAGCGCCAAGUGGAUGAACUCAUGGAGAAAGGCCACAUUAGAGAGAGCAUGAGCCCUGUGCUGUUCCUGUUCUUCUUGUUCCUAAGAAGGAUGGAAGCUGGAGGAUGUGUGUCGACUGCCGCGCCAUCAAUAACAUCACUGUAA
Microthlaspi erraticum is the source of this 630-nucleotide messenger RNA. The record is from the annotation of a GenBank genome assembly. Lineage: Eukaryota; Viridiplantae; Streptophyta; Magnoliopsida; Brassicales; Brassicaceae.